Didymodactylos carnosus is the source of this 1260-nucleotide messenger RNA. Lineage: Eukaryota; Metazoa; Rotifera; Eurotatoria; Philodinida; Philodinidae. The record is from the annotation of a GenBank genome assembly.
AUGUUCGAAGCCAAUAGUGAAUCUUAUUUAGCGACACUGAGCUCAACUGCUUCAUAUUCUAAUGGUCUUGGUUCAGAAAAUGGUUAUGAACAACAUCCGUUAUCAACUAAUCUUUAUAAUCAACUAUCACAUUCGUAUGCACUAUCAUCAACAUCAAACACUAAUUCUGAUACAGCGAUGAAAAUGGAAAAAGAUCUUAUUUACAGUCAUCCGUUAUUUCCGUUAUUGGCUGUUAUAUUUGAUAAAUGUGAAUUAGCAACGUGUUGUUCCAGAGAAUCAGGAAAUUCAAAUUAUGUCUGUUCAUUAUCGUCAUUUAACGACGAUAUUAAUGAAUUUACAAAACAGUUGAGAAAAGAAUGUUCUUCAUAUUCAUCGACCGACGAAUUAGAUAAUUUGAUGAUACAAGCAAUCCAAGUACUUCGAUUCCAUUUACUUGAACUUGAAAAAGUACACGAAUUGUGUGAUAAUUUUUGCCAACGUUAUAUAGGUCUGUUAAAGGGCAAAAUGCCUAUGGAUAUCGUGUUAAACGAUCGAGAUACGAGUUUUUCGAAAUCAGACGAUGAACAAAGUCAAGAUGGAUCAAAAGCAAGUGACGACUUUGAAGAUAUUAAACCGGUGCGUCCAUCGUCCAGGUGUUCACUGACACCCACAAAACAUAAUAUUGUUAGUCACAUUCAACAACAACAUUCAACCGGCUUGUCUAUACAAGAAAGAAUAACACCUAGGCCAAGUCCAAAUAGCAUCAAUUUAGUUUCCCAUUACACUGAUAAUAUUAGUGAAGUGGAUAAGAACAGUGAAAAUUUAGAAAGUUCAAUUUGUUCUGGAGAUGGUGAAGAAGAAAACGAUGAUUUAACAAAACGAAGGCAGAAAAAACGUGGUAUUUUUCCAAAGUCAGCCACUAAUAUCAUGCGAGCAUGGCUAUUUCAACAUUUGAGUCAUCCUUAUCCAUCUGAAGAACAGAAAAAGUUAUUAGCUACUGAAACAAAUUUAACAAAUUUACAAGUGAACAAUUGGUUCAUCAAUGCACGACGGAGAAUCGUUCAACCAAUGAUUGAUCAAUCAAAUCGCGCUGUAAUUACACCUGAAUACAAUGACUUUUUAACAAAUAAUCCGUAUAUUCCUGACGCUUUUUUUGAUGCUUCUCGUCAAUAUGCUUAUCAAACAGAAGAUUUACAGAAAUUGUUAAGAGCAUUAAGUCAUCGUUACAUCAAAGUGUUUGAGAAUUCAAAAGAAGACGAUGAAUAUGAACCAGAACAAUGA